AUAUUGCGGAAGAUAUACACUGAAUUUAUGAAUAUACAUUUUACAAGUUAUACUAAAUACGUUUUAAUGUGAAGGUUAACGAGAAUAAUAUAUGAAGUUAUUAGAUUCAAAUUAAAAUUUUUUGGAUUUUAUGGAACUAUUUUCCGUUUGGUGAAAGUUACGAAAAUUGCAAUUUAGUCUCUGCAACUUACAUUUGUUUCAAUCUAUGGGUGCAUUUACGAGCCGACAGAAUGGUGCAGUGGAAGAGGCAGAACAACGUAAUUCAACUCAUGCCUACAAAUAUCCUCCUCGAUCGGGUAAUUUUUUUGGAAGCCAUUUUAUCAUGGGAGGAGAACGCUUCGACACACCCCAACCAGAGUCUUAUUUAUUUGGCGAGAACGCCGAUUUGAAUUUUCUUGGCAGUCGCCCCACAGCGUUUCCUUAUCCCCCUCCUCAAGCCAGCGAGCCAACUAAAACUUUGAAAAGCCUAGUAAACAUACGUAAAGAGUCGGUACGUUUUGUACGAGUUUCACCCGAAAAACAAGAAAUAGUAUCCGCCAAUACACACAUAGAUAAUAUUGAUGGUAAUAUUAUCACUAACGAACUUGGUGGUUGUGGUGAUGGUUCGGCGCAACCCGGAGCUUUCUCUUAUAAUAUCGAGUUCACUUUUGAUUCGGAUGCCAAAUGCGCCAUAACAAUUUAUUACUUUUGUACUGAGGAAGUAAGCCCUAGUGGCGUAACACUUGUGCCACGGGAUGGACUAACAUCCGAAACGUACCACUAUGAAAAAGGUAUAAACCAAUUCUUCUCUCAAACGAGUCACACCUUCAAUCCGCAAUUAAUUCCUGAGGAUGACUUAGUCUACAAUCAGACAAAAGAACAAUAUCCAGUUGCUAUACACUGCGUAGUAGAGGAAGGUAAUGAAGACUGUCGGCAAUCGCAUACAACCAUAUGCGUUAUUGAUCACCAUCCUGAAACAAACAGUUAUGUAUUAAGAGCUCUUAAACAAAAAAUUUUCGUUGAUGGCCUUUGUUACCUACUUCAGGAAAUAUAUGGUAUCGAAAAUAAAGCUGUUAACAAAAGUUCAAUCGAUGAAGAAAUCGAUGACCAUGGCAGUGAAUGUGUUAUUUGCAUGAGUGAGACACGUGACACUCUUAUACUACCUUGUAGACAUUUGUGUCUAUGUAAUUCUUGUGCGGAUUCAUUACGUUAUCAAGCUAAUAACUGCCCCAUUUGCCGUGCUCCUUUCCGAGCACUUCUUCAGAUACGUGCAGUUCAAAAAGGGGUAAGCUCACACACUUUGCAUCAAAAUACACCCACCUCGGCACCAGGAGAACCAGCUCCAUGUGAUCAACACAUACCGCCCGGCUACAUUCCUGUAUCACUUAUAGAAGCACUUAAUGGACCCCCACAGUUUGUGGGUCGACCUCGCCCGAAUGACGGUGAUAUGGCUGAUGGGGUAGCUCUCACCGCUUCGAUGGUAGUUGAGAAUCAUAAGGCAACUUCUCCAUUAAAACCCAACCAACGACGUUCUAAAAUCAAGAAAAAUGUCUCAACUUCUACAAACACGAGUGAAGUGGGUACAAUUACAGCUACAAGUAGCACAACCAACCCUACCCUCUCUGUAGUAGAAAUAACAAAUGAGAGUAAUGUGUGUAGCUCAGCAAAUACAGGAUUUGGGGCAGCAGCACAGAAAAAAACACUUCCGGCCGAUACAGAAACACAGACGAACUCUAGCAAUUCACAAGAUAAAUUACACAUUGUCAAUGAACGUCAGAGUUUAAAGGUGCCAAAAAUGAAACGCACUUCAAAUUCUAAUAGCGCAAAUUCAUCGCCAUCGCAAAAUGAACUUGACACCGAUGACAGUGAAAACGAGAAAUUAUCGCCACUACUAACUCCCGAUAAUAAAUCCAAAUCUACAAAUGUUACGCGAAACAAAGAAGUAAUUGGAAUUAAUAAUGACAGUGAUAAUGAGGUUGCUGAUGUAUUGGAAAUGAAAUCUACCACUUCAUUGAAAAAGAGCGCGACAAGCGGCAAUGCUGAGACUGCGGUCGUCAAUGCAGAUGACUCGGACUAUUACACACCCGAAGACACACAGAACUCCAUUUUAAGUCCCUUAUGUCCUGAAAGGGAACGCGAACGACCCAAAAGUGGAGACAAGUUGGGUAGUCUAAAAGGAAACGCAGGGAGUUUUAAAGGCACCAGCAGCUUAACCAAAAAGAAUCUUCAUAAAAAAUCAACAUCAGUUGGUAACAUAGUUGGUCCAGGCAACACCACAGCCAACUCUGGCAUACCUAGUACUAUAGCUGGCGAUAUGAAGAGCAAUGUGAGCUCUCUACCAGACAUGUUAGAUAAUCCGAUAAGCGUUAAUACAGCCUCUACACGCAGCUCUAGUGACAGCUAUUCGUCGAGUUCGUCAACAAAGCAGCUACUAAGCUCGAAUCCAGCGAAUACAGCAGCUAAUAUAAUAGUCGAUGAUAAGACUGCUUUACAAAACGCAGUUAAUGUUUAAGUGAUUGAAAGUGUGCUAUAAGCCACUUCGUAUUUAAUAUAUUUAUGUCGUACAAUACAUAUACACUAUAUUGGAGAAGGGAA
Molecule: messenger RNA, 2574 nt
Organism: Bactrocera tryoni
Lineage: Eukaryota; Metazoa; Arthropoda; Insecta; Diptera; Tephritidae
Gene: Mrgn1
Product: E3 ubiquitin ligase RNF157
Exons: 3
Coding region: 206-2491 (761 amino acids)
Biological process (GO): protein ubiquitination
Cellular component (GO): cytoplasm
Molecular function (GO): ubiquitin protein ligase activity
Source: RefSeq, a predicted model, not a curated record